This is a messenger RNA of Drepanopeziza brunnea f. sp. 'multigermtubi' MB_m1, 2619 nucleotides long. RefSeq lists its product as uncharacterized. Gene Ontology annotation, molecular function: magnesium ion transmembrane transporter activity. Gene Ontology annotation, biological process: intracellular magnesium ion homeostasis; magnesium ion transmembrane transport. Lineage: Eukaryota; Fungi; Ascomycota; Leotiomycetes; Helotiales; Drepanopezizaceae. The record is from RefSeq and is a predicted model, not a curated record. Gene Ontology annotation, cellular component: fungal-type vacuole membrane.
AUGGCCGCGCCGCCUCCCCGGGGAAGAGGCUCCCCUCUCACGAAGAUGGAUGAAAGUCCCCAAAGACCAGAACCGACAGCUCUGCAGACCCCGAAAAAAUUGCGUAGCGGCUCUAACGCAACGCUGCGACCAGAGGGUAGCGCCCCCAUACCGAAGAAGAAGAGAAAUCACCGCGGAGGGAAGAAGAAGCGCAGGAGGCAAUCUUUUGCAGCGUCUACGGAAGAUGGCUCUGGCAUGCCGCGAACGUCACACCACGACGACGACCAAAGCGCUGCUCGGGCAAGCUUCUAUCGGGUGCAGGGGCAGAAUCUGAGCAAUACAAGCCUCGAGAGCGAAGCUUUGUUGGACCACAGAGAGCAGCAAAGUAUGCGACCUCGCAGAGCGUCUACCAUGGGUCAAAGUGCCUUCGGCCUCCCUUCGUACGAUAGCCCAUCUUCAUACCGACAACAAUAUCAGAAUCCCUUUAUACAAUCCGAUAUCGGAGGCCGUCGGCAAAAAACGUCAAAAAAUAGUAGUGGUGACGAAGAGGAUGUGACAGACGAGAGGGCACCCUUGAUUACCGAGUCAUCAAGGUCGAAGAGCUCGGGUGCGGUUCUAGGGGGAUACGGCAGCAGCCAGCGUCGACCCUCAAGCAAGGCAUCUUCUACCAAGAAGAAGACCAUCUUCGAUAGGGCAAGCCCAUCGCUCCACAUACAAGACGAGUACAAUGUGAAUUACCCACCCUCAAUGCCUGGCAGCCCCACCCUCGAGGCCAAUCGGGACAUGAGCUUUGGAGACAUGAUGGCCAGAGACGACUUCGCUCCAUCCAGAGCGUCUCCUCGCGCAGGCCGAGACGAUUUCAGUGAGAUUGCGGUCGAUGAUUCUUCGAUGCCAGGGGGCUCUUCCGACAAGGAUAUCGGCUUCCAGGGGAGAAGACAUACUAUUGCACUAGAAGCCGAAGGGGAUGUAUGCUUUCCAGUGGAGGGCAUGUCCGAAAUGGCCGAAGAGGAUAUGGCUCAAAGACAAGGCGAGGCUUUCCGACGAGCCAACGGUCCGAGACGGAGAAGAGGCAAGUGGCCGGACUUGGCCAUGCUCGAUGAGUGGAGCAGGUUUGAGAAAGAGGGCAAGAGCGAAGGACAACGGGCCAAGAAAAUUACAGAGCCUCAACUGAUAGGAGGCCGACUGCGACCGAUCCAUAAGGGGUGGCACCGGGCCGAGGAUGAUGCCCCAUAUCGAUUCACGUACUUCAACGAAGAUUUCCAGAGCACGAUUCACAGUCAAACUAUCUCGGAAUUGGUACAGCCUGGCACCAACUUCCGGGAUCUGUUCGUCCCGGAUCCCCCGGAGCUGACCGAUAGCUCCGAUUCGGAAGAUGGCGAGGAGCGUACGCGAGAUGAUAGCUUCCUACGACACGUGGACGGGCAGAAUGGUGAUUCUAGAGCACCAACGCGGCAAGGCUCGUUGGCAGAGCGGCCAGCGUCCAGGCGUGGUGGUUCGGUAUUGGGGGAUGCCCGGCAAACUUCCGGGGGCACCUCCGGGGCUGCAACGCCCAAUGGGUUACAUAAAUCUCCGCCGUCGAAAUCGCCAAGCGGCACCCCUCUUCCCAAGGAAGAGAAGCUGAAGCGAUAUGGAGAUCGGCCGACGUGGUGGCUCGAUGUUCUCUCACCCACGGAUGAUGAAAUGAAGGUCUUAUCCAAGACUUUCGGCAUCCACCCUCUCACUGCAGAAGAUAUCAUGAUGCAAGAGGCUCGCGAGAAGGUCGAGCUGUUCCGGAACUACUACUUUGUUAAUUAUCGCUCCUUCGAGCAGGACAUGAACAAUGAGGAUUUUCUCGAACCGGUCAACAUGUAUGUUGUUGUGUUCCGAGAAGGUGUGAUCAGCUUCCACUUCUCCCUGACGCCACAUCCAGCCAAUGUCCGUCGACGGAUUCGACAACUCAGCGACUAUUUGAUCUUGUCAUCUGACUGGAUUUCGUACGCGAUCAUCGAUGAUAUCACCGAUGUAUUCGCUCCUCUCAUUCAGAGUAUCGAGGACGAAGUCGACGACAUUGACGAUGCCAUUUUGAAGCUUCACUCGCCUGCCAAUGACGAAAAGUCGCACAAGGAUAACGAUAAGAGAUCGGAGGCAGGAGACGGUACCUCCGGAGAGAGCGGCGGCGACAUGUUGCGCCGAGUUGGCGACGCCAGAAAGAAAGUCAUGGGGCUGUACAGGCUGCUCGGGAACAAGGCAGAUGUUAUCAAGGGGUUUGCGAAGCGGUGCAACGAGCACUGGGAGAUUGCCCCACGCAGUGAGAUUGGACUCUACCUGGGUGACAUUCAGGAUCACAUCAUCACCAUGACUGGAAACCUGUCUCACUACGAGAAGAUCCUCGCCCGCUCACAUGCUAAUUACUUGGCACAAAUCAACAUUCGCAUGAAUGAGCGCCAAGAGCAAACCGCCGACGUGCUCGGCAAACUCACCGUUCUCGGUACCAUCGUCCUCCCCAUGAACAUCAUCACCGGUCUCUGGGGUAUGAACGUCUGGGUGCCCGGCCAAGAGUACGAGGGUGACUUGAGCUGGUUCUUUUGGCUCACUGCGGGCUUGCUUGCCUUCGGGCUAAGCUGCUUCUUUAUCGCCAAGUGGCUGUACAAGAUUGUUUGA